Mercurialis annua (annual mercury) is the source of this 1780-nucleotide messenger RNA. Its product is annotated as magnesium transporter MRS2-1. Gene Ontology annotation, molecular function: magnesium ion transmembrane transporter activity. Gene Ontology annotation, cellular component: membrane. The record is from RefSeq and is a predicted model, not a curated record. NCBI's taxonomy places the organism in Eukaryota, Viridiplantae, Streptophyta, Magnoliopsida, Malpighiales, Euphorbiaceae. Bases 307 to 1650 code for a protein of 447 amino acids. The transcript is spliced from 6 exons. Gene Ontology annotation, biological process: magnesium ion transport; transmembrane transport.
AAGCCAUGGCCGCUGAAUUUCGACUAGGACCAUACUACUAAGCGAACUAGGUUACGAACUGCGUGGUGUUUGGCUGUGGUUCAAAGUAUUUAUACAAACUGCACGGACAUAACUGAUUAACUGACCAACUUUUAGAAAUAUUUAUUACUAAUCACUAACCCAUCUUAAAUUCAUGAAUUAAAGGUCAAUUAUAGUUUUAGAUUUUGAUUGAUUCUUCUAUGAUUUCCUUUUUAACAUCGAUUUUAUAGCUUCAGUACUGCUCCUCUAUCACACGUCACUGAAAUCAGCAAUUGGAGCUUGGCACUGAUGCCGGAUCUCAAAGAACGUCUCCUCCCACCGAAACCUGCAUCGGCUAUAAAUCUUAGAGAUGCUUCUUAUAGAGCGUCCGCUUCUGGGCGUCAACCUUUUCAAGGAAUGGAUGUUUUGGGUUUGAAGAAACGUGGCCAAGGGCUUCGAUCUUGGAUUCGUGUUGAGUCUUCUGGAAAUUCUCAAGUCAUUGAGGUUGAUAAGUUCACUAUGAUGCGUCGUUGUGAUUUACCGGCUCGUGAUCUUCGUUUGCUUGAUCCUUUGUUUGUUUAUCCUUCUACGAUUCUUGGUAGAGAGAAGGCUAUAGUUGUGAAUUUGGAGCAGAUUCGGUGUAUAAUUACGGCUGAUGAGGUUUUGCUCCUAAAUUCGCUUGAUAGCUAUGUGUUGCAGUAUGUAGUGGAGUUACAACGGCGACUGACAGCACCUGGAGUAAAUGAGGUUUGGCAGUCAGAAGGUCCUGAGUUGAAUAGAAGGAGAAGCAGGAAUUUUGAUAGGAGUUUCGAUAAUGGAUUUGGGAAUCCAUCCCCUGAUUAUUUGCCCUUCGAGUUUAGGGCUCUUGAAGUAGCUUUGGAAGCUGCCUGUACAUUUCUAGAUUCUCAGGCAGCAGAACUAGAGAUUGAAGCAUACCCAUUACUAGAUGAGCUGACUUCAAAGAUCAGUACAUUAAACUUGGAACGUGCGCGGCGGUUGAAAAGUAGACUUGUUGCCUUGACCAGGAGAGUUCAGAAAGUUAGGGACGAGAUAGAGCAGCUCAUGGAUGAUGAUGGAGAUAUGGCUGAAAUGUAUCUCACUGAAAAGAAAGGCCGCAUGGAAUCAUCAUUCUAUGGUGAUCAGUCUUUGCUGGGAUUUAGAUCAAAUGACGGUGGCAUUUCUGUUUCUGCACCGGUAUCUCCUAUUUCAUCACCACCUGACUCCCGGAGGCUUGAGAAAAGCUUGAGUAUUGCAAGGAGCCGGCAUGAUAGCAUGAAGAGCUCAGAAGGUGCUACAGAGAGUAUAGAGCAGCUGGAGAUGUUGCUGGAAGCAUAUUUUGUCGUUAUAGAUAGCACCCUAAACAAGCUAACAUCGUUGAAGGAGUAUAUUGAUGACACAGAGGAUUUCAUCAACAUUCAGUUGGAUAAUGUCCGGAACCAACUGAUCCAAUUUGAGCUUCUACUCACAACAGCGACAUUUGUUGUUGCAAUAUUUGGAGUGGUAGCAGGUAUUUUUGGCAUGAAUUUUUCGAUACCAUUGUUUGACGACCCAGGAGCAUUUAAGUGGGUCCUCAUUAUUACUGGAGUAACUGGAAUUUCCAUAUUUAGCGCAUUCGUAUGGUUCUUCAAGUACAGAAGACUGAUGCCAUUGUAGAUACUUUAGGAAAUGGCAAUUAGACAUGAAUAUAUUUAUUUCAAGCUGCUCUUUAUUAAUUUUUAUACUCUGUAUAUGAAAUUAAAGUUAUAUAAUGGAAAGAUGGCUCGUCAUUGAUUCGAUUCUUCAA